This is a messenger RNA of Sporisorium graminicola, 3825 nucleotides long. RefSeq lists its product as uncharacterized. The record is from RefSeq and is a predicted model, not a curated record. Bases 1 to 3825 code for a protein of 1274 amino acids. Gene Ontology annotation, biological process: regulation of DNA-templated transcription; DNA-templated transcription. Gene Ontology annotation, molecular function: DNA-binding transcription factor activity, RNA polymerase II-specific; zinc ion binding; DNA binding. The transcript has a single exon. NCBI's taxonomy places the organism in Eukaryota, Fungi, Basidiomycota, Ustilaginomycetes, Ustilaginales, Ustilaginaceae.
AUGAUGACGUCCUACGCCAUGAUGGCAGCCGCCGAGACGUUGGCUUCCGUCGCAUCCGCGGGACCAUCCACUCCAGCAGCAAAGAACAAGCUGUCUAAAUCACAAGCCAGAAAGUCGGACCACGCUUCCGCAUCAGGAUCCGAACCCAAAAAGCGCACUCGUCCCGUCAGUGCCUGCGAAGCUUGUCGUGCCAAGAAAGUGCGCUGCCUCCUCUCGCCCGACGCGCCCGUCUGCCAGAAUUGCCUCGCAUCCGGCAAGCAGUGUCUCUUCAGAGUCGACGAUCUCGCUCCUGCGCUUAGAGCUGCUCGUUUUGCCCACUGUGGCCCCCCGAGCACCAAUGCAAGGACUAUUGCGUCCAAAAAGGGCUCUCGCAAGUCGCAUGAAGACGCUGAUGAAUCCUCACGGCCCAAAGCACCAAAACGCAAAAAGUCGGAGCAAGAGGGCGAAACUGUCGAGUUUCAGCACAAGGAGGAGCACACUGAGGUUGCGCUAUCCUCAGGCAAGCCAAAAGCAAAGGCCGUCUUUCGCUCCUUUGCCAAUCCCACCAACCUGGCUGCUCCCUUACCCGUGCCAGUCACACCGACAUCGAUGAAGAACUCGACAUCCUCGACUAUGGCCUCGCCACCACCUCCACCAAAGAGGUCUCACGCUUCUUUCGCAAGGAUGCCUUCCUCUUCCUCGCAAGCUUCUCGACGACGUUCAGAUACCACUUCCACGCAUAAUGAUGCCUUUGAUACAGAUUUCCGACACCACCGGCUCAAUCAUCCGGUCGUCAGCGAUCCUCACGGCGCAUCUAUGGACGCAUUCAGCCACUCGCACGACCCCUCGUACUACGGUCAUCCUCCAGGUCCACCCAGUGCGUCUUCCCUCUUCCUGCAGCAGCAUUCUCCCAGCGACGGCAGCGUCCUUUCCAACAGAUCAGGCCGCUCUGCCACCGUCUUCGCAGCACCUCGACCGCUCAAUGCCGCUCCUCCCACCGUCGACGACUUUCGGCCUCGACGCAAGAUGUCGGGUCCAAGCCCUCGCAGGCUGCCCAGUCAGCCCGUUGACCCCAUGUCGCUCGAAUACUACGGCCACUCUUCAGACCCGGCCUCGAUCAACAAGCUCGACGGGCCAGAACGGCCUCCCAUCGAUCACCAUCGGGAUUCAAACGAUUUGGCAGCUACUCCUCGCCGCGAUGUUUCUGCCGAGCUUCGUGAUGGUAUCGAAAGGUGGCAGCGCAGCGGGGCGGCGAGACCGGAAGACGAACCGGAGCCCACUCAAGUCCAGGAGGAGCACGAACCUGUGGCGCAAGCGCGGCCCAAGAUUGUUCUUCCCUUCUUCCGAUGGUUUGGUACUACAGCAAACACGCCCGGCUACCGAAAGAUAAAAGUCGGAGUGUUGCAAGACUCGGAAGUGCCUGGGACGGACGAGCUGGCGCCAGCCUUGGAGUCCACCAGCGGCGUCUCGGGCACAAACACCACUUUUGGAUUUACCAUUCGCGAUGACGACGACUCGCGCACGCCAGGCAAAGCGUUGGACGAGCCGGCGGUGCUCUCGCCGCACCCGGCACAACUGGCCAGUCCCGGGAAUCGGUUCGACAACAAGGCGUCGUCUUCGGUCACACGGGAGCUGUUCGAGAUCAACCGACCCAGGUACCCGAGAAAAGACAUUCUCGAGCAUCUCGUGUCGCUGUUCUUGACGCACUUCAAGCCGUCCUGGUGCCCCUGGAUGGAGGCUGAUGAACUCAGGAAUGGCGUCGAGAGUGGGUCCAUGCCGGCGAUCCUCGCCAACGCGGUGUGUGCUGUGGCAGCGCGUUUCUCGAAUCGACCCGAGCUUCGCAAAGUGGCGCGCAAGUCUUCCGGCGACCCCUUCAGCGAGAUGGCCAAGAUCCUCAUCAUUCCGCUGCUGUCGUUCCCGUCGAUCGAGGUGAUUGAGGUGCUCAUUCUGCUGAGCUAUUCCGAGUUUGCUGCGGGUAGCGACUCGGGCCUGUGGAUGUAUGUCGGCAUGGCGCUGCGCAUGGCACAGGAUCUAGGUUUGCAGCAUGAGGUAAGCGUGCAGAGCAUUCCCAACGAAAAGCACCAGGAAAAGGCACGUUUGCUCUUCUGGGCCGUCAUCGGCCUCGAUCGCAUCACCACGUUCGGGACGGGCCGUCCCGUGUCGAUCCGCGAGACUGAGAUCGAUAUUGAGCUGCCCAGGCUCAGCGAGGCUAGCGAUAUGAAGGACGAAACGGUGGUGUUUGGGCAUGUGGUGCGCAUCCUCAUGCUGAGGGGCCGCAUGGGCGAGCUGCUCAACCGGCGCGAGAAGGAAGAGUCGUCCAUCGACGCCGAGACGACGAAGCGCGAUCUGACGCGCAUGUGGUUCGAGCUCGCACAGAGCUAUUCGGACCUGCCCGCCAACCUGCACUUCAACGUGCAAACGUUUCAGAAGAGUGCAGCGCACAACCAGAGCCCUGGGUUUGUGUAUCUUCAUGUGCUGUUCCAGUCGACCAUCGGCUUGUUGGAUCGACCGGCGCUGAUGAAGAAGUUUACCGUCGAGUCGGCGCCCUUGCUGCCGAGUUUUGCGCCAGUGGCGAGUGCGGCGGCGUCGCGGACGAUUGCCGAUAUCCUGACGCUGGGCGAUGCGUUUGACGACCGGUGUAUCAUUGCUUCGCCGUACCUGGAUCAGUUGGUCUUGCCUGCGGGGCGGUCGUUUGUCGCCGAGCGCGAGGCAGCGAGGGAGGCGUUGCGUAGCAUGGGGCAUGGCACGACCCCCGCACCCUCCAGGCCGCCUUCACGCGGUGCCUCUGGACAGCAACAGCAGCAACAGCAGAGCCGGACGAGCCAGCUGGUUUCGACGAAAUCGUAUGCCGAGAUCAACCUCGGCGCAUGCCAGCGGAUCCUGCAGAAGCUGCAGCAGUACUGGGCCGGGGCGUCAUGGCCGCUGCGUGCACUUGAGCAGGAGGCGGCGGGCAACGGCGGCGAGAUCGACCCGCACGCCUCGGACGAGGAUGCGCAGAGUGCUCCCAUCAGGGACAUCGAGAUGGUGCUCAAGUGGGCCAAGUCGCGGAUAAGGAGUCGGAAGCGGCUGGCGCGGUCGCUGCAGGCGACGCCCAAGGCGGAUGCAGAUGCGCAGAUGAUGCUGGCCGAGGGAGUGGAGGGACUGGGAGGUGGGAUUCUGACAGGGAGUGCAGGGUCGGACGAGUUUGCGUCGACGCACAGUGGCGAUUCGCCGUUUGGGCUGGGGAUUUCGGCGGGGCUGACGUUUGACAUUGAUGCGUUGAUGGGCAGUUGGGGGAUGGAUGGGUUUGAGGAGCCGGCAGCGUCGGCGGCGGCGGCGGGUGGUGGAGGUGGUGGCGGCUUUCACGCGGGGGGUAUAGAGGUGGCGUCGUUUGGCGGUGGGCAUACGCCAUAUGCGUCAGCGGGGACGGGGACAGCGGGGACGCCGGGAUUCCUGAACCAUGUCUACCCUUCGCAAGGCGUGGACAGGAGGCCGUCCCUCUCGACAACUUCGACGCAUCUGCACCCUCACUCUUCCACAGCUCUCGGCAUCUCGCCCCACCGCACGCACUCGCGCAACACCUCGCUGCACCACCAGCACCACCCUCUUGCCCUCACCCCAGCCGCACUCACUCCGAUAACAGCCGCAGCCACAGCAACAGCGCCACCACCGCAGACGGCGACGACGACGAUGGGCUACCAUGCGGCUACCCCGGGACAGCUGGAGACAAGCUCGUUGGCCAUCGCCGAGUUCUUCUCGCACGACCAGAGUAUCUGGCCGCUGUCGAUCCAGAAUGAGGACUUGGACCAGGAGGCGGUGAAUCUGAUUGUGGGCGCCAUGCAGCUGCCUGCGUAUGCGACGCAGUGA